AUUUCAUUAAGAAACAUGCUUAACAAGGCUAGAAUGAAGUUUGUCGGGGUUGUCGAGAAAUGAAGCUAUAGAACGCCUAUAACGUUCAAGUCAGUGCCCAAAGUCAGGUGCAUCAGUUUCAUCAACGGAACUUUUGUAAUUGGCUUGGCUAUCAUGUUGGCAAUAUACGGAGGUAUCUUGUCUAAAUAAAUUGAUUGGACGCAAUGAAUGGAAAUUCAACCAGAACAUUAAGAAGACCAGCCUCAAAGAAGAUCCUAAUCCAACUAAUAUUACUGAGUAUGACGGAAUAGAAUUUAAAAUUUCAUAUGUGAAUGAUGUAACAGAUUUUCCUGUACCUCUAGAAGACGUCCUUUGGGUUAUAGACCAUUUUGUGGACUACAUUGAAGUAAACACGACUGGAGAGUAUUACCUUGAAAGAGCCAGACCUACUGAAUGCUCUGAGUCAAUUAAAGAUAUUGUUACCGGAGAGAUAUUAUGGGAAGGAUGAUUCACUCUUAAUAACAAAGAGUUGGCAGGAUCUUUCAAUGGAGAUGCUAUGAUAAAAACCAUAGCGAUGAUGAAUUCAAUCUGUUUUACAAAAACCAAUCAUUUGUGAGAUAAUAGAUAUUUAUUAAAUCAGGCACUAGUAUCUAUAAAAUCUGUCAUCUCUGUGAAAUCUAAGUACGUAGAUCUAAACGAUUUUGAUAACCCAAUCAAAGAAUACACGGAAACUUUGUUUGAUAUUCCAUUUCACCCGUUUACUUUUAACUAUGGAAGUAUCUUUAUUGAGAAGCAGGAGGUAACUUUAGAUGAUUCUAUAUUCUCUCCAUUCUUUGAACCUAAACAGAUUAAGUUUAGCAAAGUUGCUAACAGAGAAAAGCACCAAAUCUUCAGUAGAGUUUUGGACGUAUUAGAGGGGUAUCCAAUCUUAGGAUAUCGUAUGUUGAUAAGGCUAAGUGAUGAAACUGUUCAAUACUCAAGACAGGCAUUCACUUUUCUUGAGUUAACUGGAACACUAGGAGGAAUUUUCGAAGUCUGUAAAGUUUCUCUUUCUUUCUUGUUUGGACUAGCUUACUCAUACUUCUCUAAGAAAUCACUAGCUAAUGAAAUUAAGAAGAACAUGAGUAUGAUUGUGGAAACCCAAAAGGAACUCCAAGCUCUGAAGGAAAAGGUCCAGAACCCUUGACCACCAUCACAUAAAGAGGAGGAAAGCAAAGUCAUAAACAUCAAUCAAGAGGAGGAAAAAGUAGAAGAUAAUAAAGAGGAAGAGCUUCUUGUUCCACCUCAAAUAAAAGAGUUCAGAAAUAAUAGCAUGUCUAUCAAAAUGAUUGAAGAAAGGAAAAGACAGCAUUUUGAAAUUGAACCAACCAUACAGAGGUCCAAGUCAAAUCAUUUAGCUAAGCAUGAUAUUUCUGACCCAACAGGAAUUGUGGCGAUCAAAUAGCCAAACUAAAGAGAUCUUAAAGGAGUUUGAAGAGCAGACUGACUGUCUCAACAUUUUAUUCAGGAUUCAAUCAUUAGAAGCCAAAGUUAGUUAUCUCCUUUACAAAGAUCCUGAGUAUAAUUCAAAAUACUGUCAAACUCCUUCCCAGCCACCUUCCCAGCCAUCUUUCCAGCCAAUCCAAUCUGCUAGCCUUCAAAAGAUUCCGACCAUGGCGCCUAUCGAUCCACCCAAGCUUAGCUUGAAGCGCUUGGUCCACAGACUCAGGAAGUAUCAAGUUUAUAAUGAAGAAGAGUUUUUGUAG
Molecule: messenger RNA, 1724 nt
Organism: Moneuplotes crassus
Lineage: Eukaryota; Ciliophora; Spirotrichea; Euplotida; Euplotidae
Source: the annotation of a GenBank genome assembly